This is a messenger RNA of Mastomys coucha (southern multimammate mouse), 10002 nucleotides long. RefSeq names its product cyclin dependent kinase like 5 (gene Cdkl5). Gene Ontology annotation, biological process: regulation of dendrite development; protein phosphorylation; positive regulation of axon extension. Gene Ontology annotation, cellular component: nucleus; dendrite cytoplasm. Gene Ontology annotation, molecular function: ATP binding; protein kinase activity. The record is from RefSeq and is a predicted model, not a curated record. Bases 349 to 3288 code for a protein of 979 amino acids. NCBI's taxonomy places the organism in Eukaryota, Metazoa, Chordata, Mammalia, Rodentia, Muridae. The transcript has 19 exons.
UAUAGGGUAUGGGCAGGGGUUGGUGGCUGGAGGGUCAAGAUCCUGCAGAAGAUUGGGCUAUCCAAACUCUGCAGCCCCCAGUAGUUUAUACUGCCCCUUCAGUAAGCUACUGGAACCUCUCACUACUUCGUCACCUGUUUCAAACCCUCCCCUUUUGCUAUUGACUCAUAGUCUAGUCCAGGGAUUCAUUUGAUACAUCACAGUUGAACAAAUGUAUGAAAGUUCCCUGCCAAUCAUUGAGAAUUUCUUCAUUGGGACAUUUUUUUCCUGCUUACUGAAUAACUUGUUUAGAAGUUCCGUUUUUGGUGCCAUGUUCUGUGGCUCGCAUCAAAAGAGGAGUUUGUCUUCAUGAAGAUUCCUAACAUUGGUAAUGUGAUGAAUAAAUUUGAGAUCCUUGGGGUUGUCGGUGAAGGAGCCUAUGGAGUUGUACUUAAAUGCAGACACAAGGAAACACAUGAAAUUGUGGCAAUCAAGAAAUUCAAGGACAGUGAAGAAAAUGAAGAAGUCAAAGAAACUACUUUACGAGAGCUUAAAAUGCUUCGCACUCUCAAGCAGGAGAACAUUGUGGAGCUGAAGGAAGCUUUUCGUCGGAGAGGGAAAUUAUACCUGGUGUUUGAAUAUGUUGAGAAAAAUAUGCUUGAAUUGCUGGAAGAAAUGCCAAAUGGAGUUCCACCUGAAAAAGUUAAAAGCUAUAUCUACCAACUGAUCAAAGCUAUCCACUGGUGCCACAAGAAUGACAUUGUCCACAGAGAUAUAAAGCCUGAAAAUCUCUUAAUCAGCCACAAUGAUGUCCUGAAACUAUGCGACUUUGGUUUUGCUCGGAAUCUCUCAGAGGGUAAUAAUGCUAAUUACACAGAGUAUGUGGCUACAAGGUGGUACAGAUCCCCAGAACUGCUACUCGGAGCCCCCUAUGGAAAGUCAGUGGACAUGUGGUCAGUGGGCUGUAUUCUUGGAGAACUUAGUGAUGGACAGCCCCUAUUUCCUGGAGAAAGUGAAAUUGACCAACUCUUUACUAUUCAGAAGGUGCUAGGACCACUUCCAUCUGAGCAGAUGAAACUCUUCUAUAGUAAUCCUCGUUUCCAUGGGCUCCGGUUUCCAGCUGUUAACCAUCCUCAGUCGUUAGAGAGAAGAUACCUUGGAAUUUUAAAUAGUGUUUUACUUGACCUAAUGAAGAAUUUACUGAAGUUGGACCCAGCUGACAGAUACUUGACAGAGCAGUGUUUGAAUCACCCUACAUUUCAGACCCAGAGACUUUUGGACCGUUCUCCUUCAAGGUCAGCAAAAAGGAAACCUUAUCAUGUGGAAAGCAGCACACUGUCUAAUAGGAACCAAUCCACCAAGGGUGCUGCUUUACAGACUCACCACAGAUCCAACAGCAAGGACAUUCAGAACUUAAGUGUUGGUCUGCCCAGGGCUGAGGAAGGCCUGCCUGCAAAUGAAAGCUUCCUAAAUGGAAACCUUGCUGGAGCAACUCUCAGUCCAAUGCACACCAAAACCUACCAAGCAAGUACCCAGUCUGGGUCUUCCAGCAAAGAUCUCACAAACAACAACAUACCACACCUUCUCAGUCCAAAAGAAGCCAAGUCCAAAACAGAAUUUGACUUCAAUAUUGACCCAAAGCCUUCAGAAGGUCCAGGCACAAAGUACCUCAAGUCCAGCACCAGAUCUCAGCAGAACAGGCACUCAUUCAUGGAAAGCUCCCAGAGCAAAGCUGGGACCCUGCAGCCUAGUGAGAAGCAGAGUCGGCACAGCUAUAUUGACACCAUCCCCCAGUCCUCCAGGAGUCCAUCCUACAGGACAAAGGCCAAAAGCCAUGGGGCGUUGAGUGACUCCAAGUCUGUGAGCAACCUUUCAGAAGCCAGAGCCCAAAUCACAGAGACUAAUACCAGUAGAUACUUCCCAUCCAGUUGUUUGGACUUGAACUCUCCUACCAGUCCAACCCCCACUAGACACACAGAUACGAGAACUUUGCUCAGCCCUUCUGGUAGAAAUAAUCGAAAUGACGGCACUCUGGACUCACGGCGAACCACCACCAGACACUCAAAAACUAUGGAGGAGUUGAAGCUGCCUGAACACAUGGAUAGCAGCCAUUCGCAUUCGCUGUCUGCACCUCAUGAAUCAUUUUCUUACGGGCUAGGCUACACCAGCCCCUUCUCCUCUCAGCAGCGUCCUCACAGGCAUUCCAUGUAUGUGACCCGGGACAAAGUGAGAGCUAAAGGCCUUGAUGGAAGCUUGAGCAUAGGGCAAGGGAUGGCAGCCAGAGCCAACAGCUUGCAGCUCUUAUCACCCCAGCCUGGAGAACAGCUCCCUCCAGAGAUGACUGUGGCAAGACCUUCUGUUAAAGAGUCCUCCCGAGAAGGCACUUCUUCAUUCCACACCCGUCAGAAGUCUGAGGGGGGAGUAUACCAUGACCCACACUCUGACGAUGGCACAGCUCCCAAGGAAAAUCGGCAUCUGUACAAUGACCCUGUUCCGAGGAGAGUUGGUAGCUUUUAUAGAGUGCCAUCUCCACGACCAGACAAUUCUUUCCAUGAAAAUAAUGUGUCCACUCGAGUUUCUUCUCUGCCAUCUGAUAGCAGUUCUGGCACAAAUCAUUCAAAAAGACAACCAGGAUUUGACCCAUGGAAAAGUCCUGAAAACAUUAGUCAUUCUGAUCAACUCAAAGAAAAGGAGAAGCAAGGUUUUUUCAGGUCAAUGAAAAAGAAAAAGAAGAAAACUCAAACAGUGCCCAACACUGAUGGUCCUGAUCUAUUGACCUUACAGAAAGCCAUUCAUUCUUCUAGCACUGCAAGCAGCAGACCAAAGGAGUGGCGACCUGAGAAGCUCUCAGAUCUACAGACCCAGCAUGAGAAACAUGGUGAAGACAGAAUGCCGCCAGAUCAAAGGAGCCCUGACCAUCAGAGCCAACCACUAAAAUCCCUUCGCAAGCUGUUGCAUCUGUCUUCAUCAACCAAUCACCCAACUUCUUCAGAUCCUCGGUUCCAGCCCUUAACAACUCAACAAGCCAAAAAUUCCUUCUCAGAAAUUCGGAUUCACCCUCUGAGUCAGGCCUCUGGUGGGAGCAGCAACAUCCGGCAGGAGCCUACACCAAAAGGCAGACCAGCCCUUCAGUUGCCAGGUCAGAUGGAUCCUGGUUGGCACGUGUCCUCUGUGACCAGGAGUGCCACAGAGGGGCCUUCCUAUUCUGAACAGCUGGGUGCCAAGAGUGGGCCAAAUGGGCACCCUUAUAACAGAACAAAUCGCUCACGAAUGCCAAAUCUGAAUGAUUUAAAAGAGACAGCCUUGUAAUUUAUGCUGGGAUGGAGGGUAUUAUGUUGCAGGGCGGGGGGUGGGGGGGCAAGCCAGUUGGGAAGGGAGGGUUCAGGGUGGGCUGGGAAAUGGGUUGGGCCAGGGUAAUAAGCCAGUAUUUUCAGCUUUAUGAAGGUGUGUGCAAUAUUGUGUGUGAGGGGGGCCAUCUGGCUCCUCGCAGCCACAAAUGCUAGUCAGGGAUCUUAGAGCCACGGGAGUUCCUUAGGGAUCACCACUCCCCACAGGUCUUGUGUGAGAAUGGAUAGAGUGUGCCAUUGAGGAAGAAGAAAUUCUUGCCAGUUUCUCCCCAUUACAUUCCAGCUUUAGUGCAAUCUCUGUUGAACUUGGGGAAGCCAGGGUGUGUCCUGGAUGUGAGGGAUAGAAGAAUUCAUGUUGACCGAUGCCCUUACCACAUAUUUUUUUCUGACUAGACUAAAUGUGGGGUUUAUUGUAAUCUAGGAGUAUCCCUUUGAAGGGUUAGCAGAUGAACUGUAUUGUAUGUCUUAAAUUGUUUUCUAAGCUUCCAUAUUUGAUAGGAUUUGUAACAUUUAUUUAUAAUUAAUAUUGUACUGUUAUAAUCAUACCUUUUAUGUUAUAAUGUAAAGUUAUUUUGAGCUGUUUGGAACAUUGUGAAGCAGUGGGACAGCUACAGUAGUUUCUAUAAAAACUAAACAGUAACAUUUAUAUAUUGCAUCAGGAGUAUUUUAUUCUAUAUAAAUAUAAAUAUAUAUGGUAAAUAACUGUCUGUUUUAUAAAUAUAUUCAUUUAAAGAAAGUAUCGUUAUGACACUAUCUGCCAUAUUUUUAUACAUUUGUGAUAUGAAGUGAGUAUUAUACUUAUAAUAAAGGGAGUUGAAUUGUGGCUACAUGUGAUUGUAACAGUAUAAACUUUGCUGAACUUUUUGGCCACAGCAGUAGCCUCUAGACAUGAUCCUUGGUAGCAGACAAAUACAGCAUCUCUUUCCAGGCCCACAGGAGAAGAAAGUUGGAUAAGCCAGUAAGGAGCCCAACAGGCCUCAUUUCUGUUCUCAGACACUUGGCUCUCAUUUGUGUCCAGGGACAUUAACUGGCACAGGAGAGAAUAGACAGAAGUGGUGUGCAUGGGUCUUUAUAGAGAAUGUGCUCUUCCACUUAGCAUUAGUGUUAGAGUAUAGACCAAAGAUUUGCAAGUGAACAUUCCUUGUUGUGAGAUUGUAAGAGGCACCUGUCUGCGGAUCUUGCAAACCAGCUCUCUGCUCCUGAAUGCUGUCCACCCUCCUGGAGACUCUUGCCUUCAGGUGGGAUCUCAGCUACGUGAAUGGCAUUUCUUCUUCUAACUGCUUUGUUGUUGUUGUUGUUGUUGUUGUUGUUGUUGUUGCUCUUCUAAUAUAUUUAUAAGGCUCCUGAAGCAAUUCCAGAUGUAGAGAAAAUUGCUAUGUCCUUUUUUCCUUCCUGGGACUGUCCAUUUAUAACAAGGUCAUCAUGUACACCUGUAUAUACAUACACUCCAUCCAUCAGAACAGGACUACAUCCUUCUCUCAUUAGAUCACUCUCAACUCCCAAGUUACUAUCAAGUAUCAUCAAGUAUUAUAAGGCCUCUGGCCAGCAAGCAUUAUACCCACCUGUCUCUGGACCAUCUUUGACAUAAAACAAAAACAAAAACAAAACAACAAAAAAAAAACAAACAAAAAACUCAAACACCUCAUCAUCUAUCAAUAGUCAUAGAGUUUUGAAAGUAGUCUCUUAGCAAUAAGACUUUUAGAGAUCACUCCCAUCCCUCAAAGAGGUAACUUUUCAGAAUUUACUACUUAUUCCAGAAUUCUGAGAGUGUCAGUCCCCAAAUAAAGUCAGCUAUCACUGAAAUAUGCUGAGUAACUGUUAACCCUUCCCUGAGAUUUUGAGAAUCAUAGCACUGAUGAUUAUGAAGAUUAUAAAGGUAUUAGAUUCUUUGAAGCUUAAAUUGUGUGCAUAUUGCCUAUUUAUAUAAAUACUAUUAAUGAUGUAUAUUGAUUAUAUAUAGAGGUCAUUUUAAGGUGCUUUUUAUUUAAUUUUAAUAAGUAUAAUAGGCACUAAAAUGAAACUCAACUGGGUACUAUCAUGGAAACAAUUUGAUUCAUUUUGCAUGCUCUUGAGUUCUUUUUCUAUCUCGUUUCUGUUACCAGUUCAGUACUGUCUGAGUAGCUCUGAAUUCUGGCUUUUUCCAGGCAAACUCUUCAGUUAUCCAAGUGAGGUAGACCCUCAGGAGUUUUUGCCUGGAUAUAGUGACACUAAAAAGGUGUAUAUUUAACUCUUUUUUUCAUACUAGAUCUGUACCUUUGUAUCCCCUGCCCCGCUGCCCCCUGCAAACCAGAAACUACAUUUUGUUUCCUCUGGAAAGACUUCUCACUGUGCUGUGUGCUUAGGAACUGCGAGGUCCCAUUGCCAUGCUGUGGCAUUCGUGGCUCGUCAUCACCAAGGGGCUGGUUUCCCAUGUUGUCAUCUUUGCUAACACUGGGAUCUCAGAUAUUUGCCGAACAUUUAUACUCAUGAUGGUUCUUUAAAGAAGGGCUAGAACAAUUGCCUUCUACCUAGAGCAAACUAAUCCUAACUGAUGAAGUCAACACUUAACUUUUCCUACAUUCCCAGAUUUGAGCCAGAAAAUAGCUACAAUGUUUUCAACUAGUGUUUCUGAGCUAGCUCUUUUAUCCUCUUCUUAGCUCUUGUCGGUUCCCACUUUCCCUUGAUCCUCAAUAAGCUAUAAGUGAAUCUACAAUCCCAUCCAUUCUCUUCCUGCUCACAGAUGGGGGCAGUAACAUUUUCUCUCAGAUCUAAUGAGCCCUCUCUUAGCUUUUAACUGUCACUUCCCCUUCUGAUUGAUUGGUCAUUCAAUGGCCUCAAAAAGAUGUCAUCCACGGCAGGAAGGAGUUGACUGAAAGUCACAAAACCCCCACAUUUUUUAGGAGGGGGGAUUUGAUGAUAUCCAUGUUCUGUUAUCUGUGCUGAGAUCCUAAAGGACACAAAGGUUGAAUUGAAGGCUUAUGAAGUACUUUGUGUUAGGAAGCUAUUGCUGAUCACCUUUCAAAAAGAACCUUGCUUUCACUGUCUCUCUAAUUUGACUUCUCUAUUAUCUUUUUCUUUUCUGAAGUUCUAAGUAAACUUUAACUGCUCUUUGUUCAGUCUUAACUGAAGUGUAGGACUCUCUCCAGAGCUCAAGACCAGAAGAGAGUGCCCGAUGCCAAGAGGUUCAAGUGAGCUAUCUCUACAGCAGCACUUCUCAGCCAAGGGCAGUUUUUUGUCCACCCGGGCACAUUUGACAAUGUCUGGAGACAUUUGGGUGUCAUGGGCUGCUCCCAGCAUCCAAUGGGUAGAGGCCAGGGAUGUUGCUAGGCAUCCUCCAGAGUGUUUCGGCCUGUUACUAGUACCAAGGUUAAGAAGUCCUACCUGAGACCAUUCCAAGCCAACCACUCUGCAGAAUUUGCCUCUGGCCUUGGCCUUUCCAGGCUACAUAACUGCAAGAGUGAAUUCCUCAACAUUGUAUUCUCUUUAAGAAUCCUCUACCACUGUUCUCAAAUCCUUGCAAUCCUGUUGUUCGUUUCCAUUGUCUUGGACCUGCUAAAAGGUGCAUACUUUGGGAGGAAACCAGAGUUACUUUAUAUAUGUUUGAGAACUUAAAUUCUAGGUUAGCAUCCUUAGAAGAUCUUUCUUAGCCAUGAGACAUAUAUUUAGAAGCAAGCAGCAGCCUGGCAGAUUGGCAUGAGUUUUACCAACUGCUCAAAGGCAUCAUGGCUUUCAGCUGUGUCUACUGAAAGAAAAUGUCUUUGUUUUUUUUUUAUUCAAGUCGUUUAAUAGCUCUUUAAAAAUAUUAGCAUAUGGCAGACUGAUUAGAAGCAAAACUCUUUCUUGGUGGUUGUGAUGUGGCUAUUUUAGAAGUAUUGUGCUGUAUGCUUUGGUUAAAUCUGUUUUAAAACAUGCUUUAAGACUCACCAUAUGCAGUUGUAUACUUUAAUUCUAAGCAGACCUAUGCUGGUCAGUCUCUAGUCAUGCUGUGUAUUAUAAAAGUAUGUUGUGGUUGUAGAGUUAGCCAGUUUAGCAUGUUCCUAAUCAGAAAAUUAGUGGACUCCACUAGGAAAUGCUAUCCCAUUUUCCCUUCCCAGUACCUCUUAGUUCAUAUCAUAGUAUCCUCACUUAAACUAGUCUUUAGAGUAAAUAAGGAAAAAAAGCCAUUUAUUUUCUUCUAGCCAUUUAUUGAGAGUAACUCAUGUGUAUAAUUUUUUCAAAGGCCAGAGGAUUACUUUUCCAGUAUGUAGAAGGCUGUGUCCAUUCUGUUCAUCUAGGUUUCAGUGAUCACAGAACUUUUGGCAAGGACGAUAAGUAGCUCAUUGGAAGUCACUGCUGGAACUCAGCUAGGAUUCAGCAAAACUGCAUAUCUCUUGUGCUCAGAAUCUGUGUUCUGGAUGACAUUGCUUUUUCACUUGAAAGUUCAUUGCCUAAUGCAUUAGAGUGGGCUGUUGAACCCCACUUUGUGGGUACGUACAAAGAUCCACAGAUUCCUACUUCUGUGAACUGGGACUAUGGUAGGUUUCACUACUCCAAGUCAGAAAGUAGUGGGAUAUUUAUUUCCUUGCCUCCUUUAGUUCAUCACUAGUAAAAGUUCCUUAAAACUCACUUAGGGCUUAAGAAAUAAUAGUUCUGGUUUCUUUAAAAGAGAUUGUAGACAAGACAGUACAAAUGUCACUAAUCCUCAGGACUGGAAUCUUAGAAGGGCCCUACUAAAUUAUAAAGGGCCAGAUUACCAGAAAAAUAAAACAGACAAACAAAUCCACACUUGUAAAUGGUUGUGGUUUCCUCUUUUGCUUCUUGACCAGCUGAAGUCUAGAAUAUCUUAAGGGUCUGGUUGAACUGAUUAAAAUAAAGUCAAUCUUAGAAACCAUGAAUGCGGAGCCAUGCAUGAAAAGGAAAGCCCUUAUCUCUAUACACUGGAAGGGAAAAGCCGAGCGACUAGGAAACUCUGGGCCUAUUGCCCAUGUGGUUCUUUUUUCUUUCUUUCUUUCUUUUUUUUUAAAAAAUUCAAUGUACUAUACAAGAUGGUAGACUUUGUGCAAACCAGUUUCUUACAUAAACCAUCAUUGCCCACAGUGCUUUGUUCAUUCAUCAUCAUUUGGCCUGGUCCCUACUCCACUUUUUUUCCUCUCUGGGCAUGACCCAUCUUUCUUUCUAUUUACUGUAGGCUGUUAAAUACGAUCCUGACCUGCCUUGUAUUUUCAUUCAACUGUUUGCUCCUACAUUUAAAGGAGGGUUGUCUCUUGUUUUGCCAGAAAAAUAAAUAAAUAAAACUGUCAUAGUCUGUACGCUGGAUUUGUAGGGCCAGCAGAAUUGCUGGAGUGAAACUGGUUUCACUUCUAAGGCCCUUCCUUUCUCACAAAGGUAAGCUCUCUACACCCCCUUUGAUCCUCGGUCCAAUUGGUCCUCCUUGGGAAUCUGAAAUCAGUCUCCGUGUUGUAUGCAGAUUAGAAGUUGCCUUGUUUGCUGCUCUUCCCAGGCAGAGUAUCAGGGAGAAAGAGGCCUUAUCUGUCCCUUCGUGUCCCCUCCUGUUUGGCAGACCUGCUGAGAAUCCCUCAGGACUUCCUUUGGUUGGGGAUUUCCCUUCCCAGAAGGCUGAUGUGAUUCAUUUCAGGCAUAGACAAGCUUGUCCUAGUGCUGUGCUUCAGGUCUAAUAAGAAGAAACCCAGGAAUCGAAAAGGUAGAUGCCUUGACUUUUGUCCCUGUUGGGGGAUUAAAGUGUUUAUUGCCAGAAUCAUCAAAAGCUCUGGUUAAACUCAGUAGAGUUUCAGAGAAAGACUAUGCUUUUCCUUGUGGAGAAUGUAUACUUUCCACACUGGCUUCCUUUUUUCCAAAAGUGGAAAGUAAAGCUUACAGGAAAUCCAUUUUCCCCCUGGAUGAUCAGUGGGUUCUAGUCACCAGUCUCUCUCCCUCUCCUUGUUUACUCUUUUUGGUCAGUGAUGGAGUUGGGCUGGGAGAGGAGCAGGCUAUAUGGUGAUAGGAAGAAGUAGAUUCUCACUGUAAACUUGCAUUGAUGAACAGAGACAAUUAAGCCAAACAAAACAGUUACCCCAGAGUUCGAGCUCCAAGAAUUGCUUUGUGCCACUCUGAAUUCAGGUCGUUAUUCUGUAUAUAUUUAGAUAAUUCUCAGAGUGUCUUCAGUCUUUACUAAGUUUGAAGGGUGUGAUAUUCUGGGAAGACACAGGGCAGGGUGACACUGAGACCCCCUGUUCAUUCUUAAAAACAAAAAUAGGGAUAAGCCAGAGGGAUAUGCCAUCCGAUGUGUGGUAGAUGAAAAUCAGUGGACAUUCUUAAUUGCAUAGACUUUAUAAUCUACUAUAUAAAGUGUAAUCCAUACUUUUUACUGUGGCAAGGCUGUGAUGUGGUUGUUAAUCUUUUUAAUUUUUGAAUCCAAACUGAAUUUAAAGUGUUGAAUACUUAUAAUUCCUCACAAGCUAAUUAUGAACCAUUUGUAAAGUGUUUCUAUAACUCUUUGUAUCAUGUGUUGGUACAUCUUAUCAAGUUUUUUCUGGCAUGUAUUCCAUUCUAAACUUCUGUAAAAUUUCUAUUGUUGCUGUACAUAUUCUACAAAUAUCUACUCUGUGGUAACCUUCAUUAACAGCAUGAAAUGGUUAAUUUUUACUGAGCACAAUGUAUUUUUGAAUGGAUCUUCCCACAUGUCUUUAAUAAAAUGCAGAUUUUGCACUGAUUGAUGUGA